AUGAUUGACGGACCAAAGUUCAACGGCUUCAUCGGAGGAAACAAUCACAACCACAACAGUUACUAUGAGCUCUACCAGAAGCUUGAAGGUUCCAACAUGUCUAUCGACAGUGCACAAACAAUCACUGUGGGAGAUUCUGUAGCAACGUCGAUGGAUGACAGCAGCGUUGGUUCCAACGAUUCCAAAACACACAUUUUAGGCCAUCCAGGUCUAGGACCAGUGCGUCAAAGCUACACCGGAACUGCGGAGAACAGUCUUUUCCGUCCAGGUAACCACGACCUUAACGACGACGCUCUAGCGCAAGCCUUGAUGGAUAGUAGUGUUCUGGUUGAAGGAUUGGCGGAGUUUGAUGAAUGGACGCUUGAUUUGAGGAAGCUUCAUAUGGGUUCUGCUUUUGCUCAAGGAGCUUUUGGUAAGCUUUAUCGAGGGACGUACAAUGGUGAGGAUGUUGCUAUUAAGAUACUUGAGAGGCCUGAGAAUGAUCCGGAGAAGGCUCAGCUGAUGGAGCAACAGUUUCAGCAGGAGGUUAUGAUGCUUGCAACGCUUAAGCACCCGAAUAUCGUGAGGUUUAUUGGUGCCUGUCGUAGAUCAAUCGUCUGGUGCAUUGUUACAGAGUAUGCUAAGGGAGGUUCGUUGAGACUGUUUUUGACGAGGAGACAGAACCGAGCUGUGCCUUUGAAACUGGCGGUUAAGCAGGCGUUGGAUGUUGCUACUGGGAUGGCGUAUGUGCAUGGGCUUGGAUAUAUUCACAGAGAUUUGAAGUCGGAUAAUCUUCUGAUCUCUGCGGAUAGAUCUAUCAAGAUUGCAGAUUUUGGUGUUGCUAGGAUUGAGGUCAAAACAGAAGGGAUGACUCCAGAGACAGGGACUUACCGUUGGAUGGCUCCGGAGAUGAUCCAGCACAGGCCUUACACGCAGAAGGUUGAUGUGUACAGCUUCGGGAUCGUGCUAUGGGAGCUAUUGACGGGGAUGGUCCCGUUUCAAAACAUGACGGCCGUGCAAGCGGCAUUUGCGGUUGUGAACAGAGGAGUGAGACCAGCGAUCCCAUCCGAUUGCCUUCCCGUGCUGAGCAACAUCUUGACUCGUUGUUGGGACGCUAACCCUGAAGUGCGUCCACCGUUCACUGAAAUUGUGAUGAUGCUCGAGCGCGCCGAAGCAGAAGUAAUGAACAACAUUCGUAAAGCCAGGUUCAGGUGCUGUGUUCAACCUAUGACCACUGACUGA
This is a messenger RNA of Microthlaspi erraticum, 1221 nucleotides long. NCBI's taxonomy places the organism in Eukaryota, Viridiplantae, Streptophyta, Magnoliopsida, Brassicales, Brassicaceae. The record is from the annotation of a GenBank genome assembly.